Messenger RNA from Medicago truncatula (barrel medic), 739 nucleotides. Its product is annotated as putative disease resistance RPP13-like protein 1. Gene Ontology annotation, biological process: defense response to other organism. The record is from RefSeq and is a predicted model, not a curated record. The transcript has a single exon. Bases 34 to 714 code for a protein of 226 amino acids. NCBI's taxonomy places the organism in Eukaryota, Viridiplantae, Streptophyta, Magnoliopsida, Fabales, Fabaceae.
GCCAAAAAAUGUGAUGGUUUACCAUUAGCUGCAAUGGCAAUAGGAGGUCUUCUUCGCACCAAAUUAUCACAAGAUUACUGGAACGAUGUAUUAAAAAGUAAUAUAUGGGAAUUGACAACUGAUGAGUUGCAACCAUCUCUGAUAUUGAGCUAUCGUUAUCUUCCUGCUCCUUUAAAAAGAUGCUUUGCUUACUGUUCAAUUUUUCCGAAGAACUCAAUUUUAGAGAAAAAUAUGGUCGUUCAGUUGUGGAUUGCAGAAGGUUUAGUACCUCAGCCUCAAAGUGAGAAAAGUUGGGAAAAAGCAGCCGAAGAAUACUUUGAUGAACUAGUGUCGAGGUGUCUGAUACAUCAAAGGUCCGGUGAUGAUCUGGUCGUAAACUUUGAGAUGCAUGACCUUGUCAAUGAUUUGGCUAUGACAGUUUCAUCUCCAUAUUGUAUUAAGUUGGAUGAACAGAAGCCAAAUGAAAGGGUACGUCAUUUGUCAUACAAUAUAGGGGAAUAUGAUUCAUACGAUAAAUUUGACAAGUUGCAAGCAUUAAAAGGUUUACGAACAAUCCUAGCCUUGCCAUCACAUCUAACAAGGUUCUCAUGUAACAAUUUUUUGUCGAGGAAGUUAGUUUGUGACUUGCUGCCACAAAUGAAACAGUUACGUGUGUUGUCUCUAUCAAAUUACACAGGAAUAUCACUAAGUUGCCCAACUCUAUUGGAAAUUUGAUAUACCUGCGAUACUUAAAUGUCUC